This is a messenger RNA of Bombina bombina (fire-bellied toad), 2495 nucleotides long. RefSeq names its product ankyrin and armadillo repeat-containing protein. Gene Ontology annotation, molecular function: protein binding. The coding region runs from base 1 to 2313 and encodes 770 amino acids. NCBI's taxonomy places the organism in Eukaryota, Metazoa, Chordata, Amphibia, Anura, Bombinatoridae. The transcript is spliced from 11 exons. The record is from RefSeq and is a predicted model, not a curated record.
AUGUCGGGAUUUAGCGUGGCUCUCAGCGUGCUAGAGCCAGUCCUAGAUGAAAUGGAAGAGCUGGAUGAUAAUGGAUGGGCCCCUAUACAUCAUGGGGCAUAUAAAAAUCAUGUAUCACUGGUAGAACGUCUAUUGGAGUCUUCAGAGCCAGAGGAACUUGAGACAGUAACUGCAGACAGUCUUCAAAAUACUCCAUUGUUACUAGCUGCUUCAAGUGGAAGCCAAGAAAUGGUCAAUCUAUUAGUCAAGCAUGGUGCCAACAUAGCAUAUGUCAACAGGCAAAACCAUGGAGUGGUAGAGAUAUGUGCUAUUUACAGACAUAUUGAUCUCCUUGAAUAUUUUAUUUCUCUUGAUAAUAAAGACAUUGAUGUAUAUAAGAGGCUUGUCACAUUGUUGGAUUCUGACAGCAAAGAUGAUAUUCUUAUUUCAUGCUCAGUCAUCUAUAACUUGACAAAUCAACAAGUGAGUGUAACACAAUCUCAUGUUGAGAACUUUGCAAACGAAAAGCUUAUUUCAGGAAUGAUCAGUGUGCUUAGGAAAAACAUUGAGGAUGAAGCAAAGAUAUCAGCCUUAGAUGUAAUCAAAUGUUUGCUGGAAAAUGAAAAUGUGAAUAAAAGACAUACACUAGAGAAUAAUGAUGUUGAAGUUCUUAUAUCACUGGUUUCUCAGGGAUCAAGCCAGAUCCUUACAGGUUUGAUGGAGACUAUUUGCGAAUUAGUAUCUGAGAAAAGUUUUGCUGAAGUUCACUGUGUCAAUAUCAUCCCAGCAUUUUUAAAAGUGUUUUCUAACUUUGAAAAUUCAGAUAAAGAAUAUAUUCUACUGCCAGCUUUCAGAGCAAUUGGUUUGAUGGCCACAAAUUCAUCUGUUGCUAAAGAGGCCAUAGGAAAACAAUCUGGCCUAAUUUCCUCUUUGGUGAAGCUUUUUAAAGAAUCUCAACCAAAAUCAGUAAUUAUUGCAUGGAGUGAUGCUAUAGGGAGAAUUGCUGAGAAUCACUUGAGUAACCAGAACUUAUUUGUAAACGAGAAUGUCGGUCUUCAUGCCAGUGAGAUGUUAAAACUCAAGCAAAAAGAUGUGCAGAUGUCAGCAGCAAAAACUUUGUACAGAGGAGGGCUAAAGAAGGCUCCUGCUACCUGUCACGGAAGAACAACAAGACAGACCAUACCUUUGUUGGUUGAGUUUAUAGAAUCUGCAUCUUACAAACUCAAUCUGAUUGGAGCCAGAGGACUCAGUGUUCUUGUGCAAGGCCCAUACAACUUGAGAAAUCUUGUUGCUUCAGCCAAUGGAGCUCAUCAUCUGGUACGGCUCCUGAGAUCUCACAGGGAGGAUGUAGUGCUGAGUGCAAUUCAAGCCAUUGGCCACAUAUGCCUUGGAGUUGGUUACAUUCCUCACCACAGAAAUCAGACAGCAGUAGCUAAUUGUAGAGGGCUGAAGUUCUUGAUAGCACUGCUUAUCCAUUCUCAGUCUGAAGUUAUCCAGGUGGAAGCAGCACUUGCAAUUGCAGCAGCAGUUCUAGGGCACAGAAAUAAUGUGGACAUGCUCUGUACAAACCCUGCAUUCCAUUUUGAACACAUGGUCAGCCUGCUGCAUUCACCCAGUGAGGAGAUUCGCCUUAUGGCUGGUGCUGCCUUAGCAACCUUUGCAUUCAAUAAUUCUAGUCUACAAAAGGAAAUUGUCCAAUCUGGUGGUAUUAGAUGGUAUGACAUCGGGCCUUUCUUGGAAUCAGCCAAUCAAAACUUCAGAGUUGAUGCAGCUUUCCAGCUAGUAAUUCUAGCAAGAAUUAUUCCAGAUAAAGAGCCUUCAUUCACAUGUGCCACUGGGAUUCAGACCCUUAUGAGUAUUCUGGAAAGUACCACAAACAAUGAAACUCUCGCCUUUGCCGCAGAUUGUGUGGCCCGAAUUUCGCAUACCCGUGCAGGGCUUUUGGAUGCCAUGAUAUCUAUCAAUGUUGUCAGAUUGCUGAGUCAACUCCUGUCCCACCCAUCAGAACAGGUCCAAGGUUCUGCAGCUAUUGCAUUAAGUUACUUAAGCUUCAACCACAUGGCAGAAAGACAACUGCUAAAGAGAUGCAGAGAGGAUCCUCAUCUCAUGAAGACUCUGUUAUAUUAUAACAAAAAACAAAACCUGUCCUCCUCUUUCCUAGCACGAUGGAAACACAUAAGAGAACUCGUUCUACCUCCCAUACGGAGUAUGUCAGUAUUCCGGUCAACAACAACAACAAGUCAGAAGAGGAGAAAGUCGCCAGUCAAGCAUUAUCUUGGAUGCCAUUUUGUGGCUCUUCCAUCUGCAGAUUUUUCAGCAAUCAAUCAACAGUGAGCAAGUCACAAACCAUAAAGGCAGACUAUCACCUAUUAGUGGCAAAAUGGCAUUUGUAGUAAUUAAGUGAACUGCGUUAUUAUACAAAGGAAGGAAUUUACAGAAAACAUCCAAAAAUGUACAUACUGACAUAAACAAAUGUAUUAUUCUGUUCUUCAUUACCUGGAAACAAAUAACUUGUA